This is a messenger RNA of Necator americanus (New World hookworm), 294 nucleotides long. RefSeq lists its product as uncharacterized. Lineage: Eukaryota; Metazoa; Nematoda; Chromadorea; Rhabditida; Ancylostomatidae. The transcript has a single exon. The record is from RefSeq and is a predicted model, not a curated record. Bases 1 to 294 code for a protein of 97 amino acids.
AUGGGCCAAAGGCUUGCUCCAGUUCUUGCCGUUUGCUUUAUGAGCAGAAUAGAACAACCAGUGAUAGAACGUCUUCCACAGAUGUACUGCCGUUAUAUCGAUGAUUGCUUCAUUAUAACAUCAACGCAAUCCGAAAUGGACGAAUGCUUUAGAAUUCUGAAUGAACGAUCGCAGUACAUAAAACUCACACGAGAACAACCAAAAGAUGGUUGGCUGCCUUAUUUAAAUGCUCAAAUAAGAGUACACAAUGGCAUUGCAAGUGUGAAAUGGUAUCGCAAGGAAAGCCCAUCCUAA